AUGUUUUUUUUACAUACAGAUGCGUCACAAUACGCGCAUUUCGUGUUCAAUGCCGUAAAACACAAGCAUGGAGGCAAAUUAAGCUUUGAGGAAUUUCUCGACACGCUGUCACGGGUUGCACGUGGUUCUGUCCAAGAGAAACUCUCCUGGGUCUUCGCGCUAUACGAUGUGGACGGUGAUGGGCGGAUCUCCAGGUCAGAGAUGCUGGCUGUAGUGCAAGCAGUAUAUGAACUACUUGGGCGGGCGGCGGUGCCCCCCGUACUUCCGGCGUCUGCUAAGGAUCACGUAGAUAAAAUCUUUGACCUGAUGGACACGAACGGCGACGGCGUGGUGAGUCCGGAGGAGCUGGCACGCUGGUGCGCGCGCGAGCCGGUGCUGCUGCAGUCGCUACAGACGUUGGACACGGUGUUGUGA
Molecule: messenger RNA, 414 nt
Organism: Parnassius apollo (apollo)
Lineage: Eukaryota; Metazoa; Arthropoda; Insecta; Lepidoptera; Papilionidae
Source: the annotation of a GenBank genome assembly